GAGUCAUGGAGCUCGGAUGUUUAUCGAUUGAUUUAUUCAUUUUCUAUUACAUGCAAUGUUCGUUUAUAAUUGAAGAUCACUUUAACUAUAAAUUAUUUGAAACAAAAAUAUACAAACUAUUAUUGUUUUUACUCAAUAAUAACAGUAAUACAGAUAAAUAGUGUGUACUUUACGUUAAUUGUUAAUACAGGACAUUAUUUUUUAUGAACGUGAAAAAAUUGAGAAAUUAUAGUAAAAAUUUUGAUUUUAUUUAAACAAAACGAUUUAAAAAUUGAAUUGAGUCAAAAACAAGAUGAGGACAAAGUUACUGGUAUUCCUUCUGGUAGUAUGCGUAUUGACUGCUGUAGUGGAAAGUAGGCGUUAUCGUUACGGACGUCGAAAUAAUCGUUACAGAGGAAGAGGUUUAUUCUGGAGACUAAGACAUGGUUGGGGUUGGCGCUUUUGGAGAAAUCCUUUUGCUUUCAGAAGAAAAAGCAUAAUUCCACCAACUAUAAUAGGAGUGGGUACAGGGGGUAUUAACAAAUUACAAGACAUAAAUCUAUUGAGUGGACUUAAUAUGAGUAUUAUAAAUGGAAUGCUUAGCAUGGACAAUAUACAAAGUGAUGGAUUUAUUAAAUUCGACCCCUUAACUCUCACCUUGUUCCUCACAAAGCAAAUCAACUUUUUCAAAGAUAAGAUUCUCUUCAUGUACGAUGAUUUUGAGAAACCAUUUAAACUCAAGUUGGAACUUCCUGAUAUUAAUUUGCUCAACAUUCGACCGAAUUUAGAUGAGAAGGUGACAUUUGCUUUGUUCGAUAAAACAGAUGGAAAUAAUAGUUUUGAUGUGCUGAAAGUUGAUAAUGAGGAUGUUUUGAGUAAAAGUCGAUUCGAUAAAAAUCGACCUACCGUUUUUAUUACUCAUGGAUUUAUGGCAUCCGCCAAUGGCACAUCAGUAACACUGGUUAGAGACGCUUAUUUGAAUAAACAAGACUAUAAUGUCAUCACCGUCAACUGGAGUCCUCUGUCAGUUGGGUCCUACACGAUAGCAAGACUAAUGGUCAUUUCAGUUGGGAACCAUUUGGGAAAAUUAAUCAACUUCUUAUACAAACAUGGAAUGAAUCCGAAUACAACAAUUUUGGUUGGUCACUCUCUGGGUUCGCAUGUCAUGGGAUUCGCGGGUCAAACUGCGACUCCGAAUGUCAAUCAUACGAUAGGAUUAGAUCCAGCUUGGCCUCUCUUCGUGGGGCUGACCAAUAAUCAAAGAAUUUCUAAUGAUGAUGCUCAUAAUGUGGAAAUAAUUCAUACCAAUGGUGGCCUACUGGGAACUCCAACAGUGACAGGUGACUAUGAUUUCUACCCAAAUGGUGGAUCCUUCCAAAAUGGUUGCAGUGGCGAAUAUUUCACAGCGUGCUCGCAUGGUCGAUCUUACAAAUAUUUAUCCGAACAAAUACAAGGCGAAGGUAAAAAUUUUCUUGCCGUGCAAUGUGAUUCCUAUAAAAAGUUUAAGAAAGGCGAAUGUUCAAAUAAUACAAAUACAGCAAUUAUGGGUGCUUUGGAUAUAAUGAACAAUCAAAGAGGAUCUUAUUACCUCAACACAAAUGACAAAUCACCAUUUGGUUUGGGUUUUUUGCUCAGAGGUUAAAUAUUAAUUAAUUCAUAAUUUUAAUUCUUAUUCUUAUUCUCUUAAUUCUAUUGUUAGAAGAGUUGCUAAUAAAUGAAAAGAUAAAUAAAAAAAAAUGUGGAAAUGUAAAAAUAAAAAAAUGGAAAUGUAAAAAUUAAAAAAAAUGUUCCUGUUUUGUAAAAUAAGGUUAAAAAUUGAGAAAUACUGAAAAUUACUUGAAAAUGCGAUCCUCGGGGGAUCGCAUUUGCGAGUAGCUAAUGUAUCAUUUGUCCUUCAAUUGAAAUCAAGUGAUUGAAUCUCGAAUGAGUCAACUCAUAUAAGACAAACCCUCAGGGUAUUCCCCUAUAAUAGAAGACAUGAUAGUAUUUACAAUAAGUAAUCUUUUAGUUACGUAUUUUUUCUUCAAUGAAUAUGAGAAUUUUUUUCUUUAAUAUUAAUAUUAUCAUCUUCUAUUAUCAGUUUAUCACUAUAUUAUUUUGUGUAGAAGAAAUAAAAUAUUUAAUUAUCAGAUUUGGUCUUUAAACCUUUCUAAAAAUUGCGGUUCUUAAAUUCGACCUUCACGUCGUCUUGGCUGGAAAUUCAUUAAAUGAUGAAUAAAUUAGCAUAAAAAUUCAAAAGAAACGUGUAUACUUUUGAAAGAAUAAAAUUUUUAUUUUCGGAAGUGAUUUUCAAGGCAAAACUAAACUAAUUUUUUUCUUCUCUGUUUUUUGAAAAUUGAAAGAAAUUUCCUAAAAUUGAUGAAAAAGUCAUCUUCAUUCUAGAUUAGAACUGCAAUUUUCAUAAAUAAAGCAACAAAACAAAGUCCAAUUAAGAUUAACUGAAAAAACGUCGCUAUAAUCUAAACUUUAAUGUAUCAAUAAAAAUUUACCUUGAAUAGAUUAA
Leptopilina heterotoma is the source of this 2482-nucleotide messenger RNA. RefSeq names its product phospholipase A1-like. The record is from RefSeq and is a predicted model, not a curated record. Lineage: Eukaryota; Metazoa; Arthropoda; Insecta; Hymenoptera; Figitidae. Gene Ontology annotation, molecular function: lipase activity. The coding region runs from base 293 to 1621 and encodes 442 amino acids. The transcript has 6 exons. Gene Ontology annotation, biological process: lipid metabolic process.